This is a messenger RNA of Emericellopsis cladophorae, 1140 nucleotides long. Its product is annotated as Golgi apparatus membrane protein-like protein. Gene Ontology annotation, cellular component: Golgi membrane. Bases 1 to 1140 code for a protein of 379 amino acids. Lineage: Eukaryota; Fungi; Ascomycota; Sordariomycetes; Hypocreales; Bionectriaceae. The transcript is spliced from 2 exons. Gene Ontology annotation, biological process: vesicle-mediated transport; mitotic spindle elongation. The record is from RefSeq and is a predicted model, not a curated record.
AUGCCGGCCGACUACUCCACGGCGGCGCAGAACCUCGCCGUCUCCCCUUCCAACUCACCAUCGUCCUCGCCGCCGCUGUGGGCACGCCAUGGCUCCUCGAACAACGUCCGCCGCCUCUCGUCCGCGCGCUUCCGCAACUCGCCACGGCUGCGCCAGGCGUGGACGACCCUCGACGCCUGGAACAAGUACACCAUUGAGACGUACAGCCGCAUGAGCGUGCUGCAGCGCAUCGUCGCCGGCGUGGGCAUCAUUGCCGUUUACGUCCUCAUCAUCCUGGGGUGGGUCUACUCGCACCGGCUGUUCGACUGGCUCGCCGGCGUGUCGCAGUCCUGGCGCGAGCUGCCCGGCGGCUGGCUCAUCAUCUUCGCCCUCGUCUUCGCCGCGGCCUUUCCGCCCAUCAUUGGCUACUCGACGUUUACGACCAUCAGCGGCUUCGUGUACGGAUUCCCUUGGGGAUGGCCCGUGCCCGCCCUGGCCUGCACGAUCGGCAGCCUGUGCGCCUUCAUCGCGGCCAGGACGGUCCUGAGCAAGGCGGUCGAUCGCAUGGUGGGCAAGGACGCGCGGUUCGUGGCCCUCGGCCAGGUGCUGCGGCGGGACGGGAUCUGGUACCUGACGGGCAUCCGCUUCUGUCCGCUGCCGUUCAGCAUGAGCAACGGGUUCCUUGCCACCAUUCCUAGCAUCACGCCUACGGCGUUUGCGCUGUCCACGGCAUUGUCGAGCCCCAAGCUGCUCGUCCACGUUUUCAUCGGGAGCCGUCUCGCCAUCCUCGCCGAGUCGGACGACAAGAUGUCCUGGGGCGACAAGAUGGUCAACUACCUCAGCAUGGCCGUCGGCGCCGGCGUCGGCAUCACCGUGGGGUACAUCAUCUACAAGCGCACCAUGGCCCGCGCGGCCGAGAUUGCACGCAGCCAGGCCAGGGAGGACGAGGAGGCAGAGGAGGGCCGCGCGCACGAUGCCUACCUCGACCGCGAGGAUACGCUCAUAGACCCGGAGGAUGCGGCCAACCUGAUGACAGACGAUGACCUGUCGCUGUGGGAGACGCAGGUCGUCGACGAGGACGCUGACUACACGAGUGACGGUCCCAAAUCGACGAGCAAGGCGUCGAGCCCUAAUGAGGCUGGCAGACGUUCGCCUUGGUGA